AUCGGCCGCUGCUACCCGCGUCUACUAGUAGCACUUUAGGACUAUGCAAGUCGGCCUGGUUGACGAGAAAACUCGGCUCCCUUUCCCUCAGGCGCCUCAAGUUGUUCUCCAUCCGCGACAGAGUAUCUACCGCACCCUCUUGCUCACUCUCGCACUCUGCUCAUGCAUCGGAUUCACCGCAAGACACUAUGCAACAACUAUCGCGAACGCGUUUGAUUUGUAUCGGGCCGCACCCAUUAUGUGUCCGCAAGCGGACCUCCUCAUUCCGCAGCGGCAUUCUCGUGUAUCGCAGGCGCUCAGCGACGUUCUCGCGACGGAAGGUUUCCAGACGCAGGCUAUAGAAUGGCUUUCGAAGGCGGUUCAGAUCCCUACCGAGAUGUACGAUGAUAUGCCACCCGUUGGCCAGGAUCCACGAUGGGAUGUGUUUUCGACUUUCCAUGACUACCUCGCCUUCACUUUCCCUCGGGUACAUGACAAACUUUCGUUGACCAAGGUCAAUACGUACGGACUGUUGUAUCAGUGGAAUGGCUCAGACUCGAGCCUCAAACCGAUCCUGGUCACUGCCCACCAAGAUGUGGUUCCUGUAGAACCUCUGACCUGGAAGGACUGGAAGCAUCCGCCGUUCUCCGGCUACUAUGAUGGCGAGUUCAUUUGGGGUCGUGGGAGUGCCGACGACAAGAGCGGCCUGAUUUCAGUCUUGGGUGCUAUAGAAUUGUUGCUCGAGCAAGGGUUCAGCCCUUCGCGAACUGUUGUCCUCGCAUUCGGCUUCGACGAGGAGGCUUUCGGUUUCCGCGGUGCAGGCACCCUUGGCCCGGCGAUAGAGGAGCUAUACGGCAGCCACCAUCCGUUUGCGUUCGUGAUCGACGAGGGGGGCGGAUUCGACGGCGAUUUGGUUCAAGGUGUUUUCGCCACCCCGGCUAUUGCCGAGAAAGGCUUCAUCAAUGUCCAACUCGAGUUGACGUCUCCCGGGGGGCAUUCGUCCACAAUCGGCAUGCUGGCCGCACUUGUUGUUAAAUACGAGGACAAACCGUUCCCGUUGCACUUGCACAAGUCUCGUGACUCAGUGACAUACCAAACUCUUCAAUGUCGCGGAGAGCACACGCGAAACAUUCCCAAGGAUCUGAAACAGGCCAUCAAGCGGUCCAUACAUUCGGACGAUGCGCUCCACAAACUUGAAAGCAUUAUUUUCCGUGACAAGACAUACCGUGCUCUGGUUGGAACGACUGCGGCCGUGGAUAUCAUGCACGGGGGUGUAAAAAGCAACGCACUUCCUGAGCAAGCUAUUGCGAUUAUCAAUCACCGCAUCUCGACCGAAAGCUCUGUCGCCGAAACCAUGGCGUAUGACACGGCUCUCCUGCAAGACUUGGCUGAAAAGUUCAAUCUGACCUAUACUGCGUUCGGCACGCUGAUCUCGGUUCCGGGUGCCCCAGCAUAUGGGGCCUUGACUGUCACGGAUGCUCACGGAACGGCCUUGGAGCCGGCGCCGGUUACGCGUUUUGCGGGGCCUGGCUCUGAAGCAUAUGAGCUUCUCUCUGGGACCAUCAAAGCGGUCUUCAACGCCCAUCGGAAUUUAGACGAUCCAUCCGCCAUCACUGUCGCUCCUGCGCACAGCACCGGCAACACGGACACCCGCCACUACUGGAACUUGUCUCGAAACAUCUUCCGAUACAACCACCGGAACUCGAUGGGAAGGGACCGCCUGACUGGGGCUCACACCGUCAAUGAAGGUUCUGCCCUUCUGGCUGAUGGCCUGUUUGAGAUGAUCCGCUUCUACGCGACGCUCAUCCUGAAUGCGGAUGAAUCCACUGUCAUCUGACCAGUUCCUGCAUAGAAGCGCCGGAACGAUAGACGAGCUCUCCGAUGUGCGCUCGGGAGCCAGACAGACAAGUCAGCUAGGGAUUGGCUGGGGUUGAGAGGGGUUAGUGACGGUGGAUGGGGAGGAAGAUCUGAUAGAAAAUUACGAAGUUGAGUUGUGUGCGUGCACGAUUGGAGUGAAACGUGCCGGAACAGAACAGCCCUGGCAGCAAGAAGAACCAAAAUCGUGCAGAAAGGCUCCACAAACGAGGCGAGAAAAAAUCGCCCGAGUGGCAAAACGGGCAGGGAAGGCAUGCAAGAUGAUCGUGAUUGAGGCAUCGCCGGAGGACUGGCGAGCAGCGACAGCAAUCCCAAGCGGGGCAAGGCUGAGGAAAUCAGAUUAUCGAAUCUUAUCAGCACUGCGUUGUCUUCUCCUGUGCCUUGAGUCCUUGACGGCUGAACCCGGAGCCGAGCUCGCGGCCUCGCAUCGGCCCUCGUCAAUCGGAAUUUGACAUAAGCACUGGACCCUGCUUCCACACUCCACAAUCUAGCCGUCCGCCGCUCUAAUCCACAGCAUAUAUAGCACUGGUCAUGUAGGACGCGAGACACUCGAAAACACCAUGGCUGACGAGAAAAACUCACUCCCCAUGCCCAUCACGCCGAUCUCAGCGCCGAAGCCGAAGAGCCGUCGCGUCCGAAACGCGCUGCUCGCCGUCGUUACUUUAUCGUGUAUCGCGUGGCUGGUCGUCUCGCGCUCUGGCCUGUUUAACAGAUACAUCCACGAUGCGAGCGCACAGGCCAUGAUGAAGCUCAGCGCCGGCUCUCGUAUCAGCUGCCACCAGGCGGAUGUGCUCUCGCCGCGGCGUGACGCCGAGCUUUUGGAGGCCAUUUCGGACCUUCUUGCGACGGACGAGUUCAAGCAGAAGGCGAUCGAUCGGCAUAUGGCAGCGAUCCGGAUUCCGACCGUGAUUUACGACGACAUGACUGAGGUUGAUAGCGACAAGCGUUGGGAGGCUUUCGUGGAUCUCCACGAACAUCUUUAUUCCAGUUAUGCCAAUGUCCAUGAGACUCUGGACAUGAAAAAGGUCAACAACUUCGGACUGAUUUACACAAUGCAGGGUUCGGACGAAUCGCUGGCUCCCAUCCUUCUCACGGCGCAUCAAGAUGUGGUCCCGGUCGAGGAAGAGACAAUGGACGAUUGGGAGCACUGUCCGUUUGACGCGUACUAUGACGGUGAAUACAUUUGGGGCCGCGGGGCCUCCGAAGACAAGAGCCGUCUCACCGCCAUCAUGACCACUAUGGAAACGCUGAUUGAAAAUGGUUUCCGGCCCGCGCGGACGAUCGUGCUAUCGUUCGGUUUCGACGAACAAUCGUCUGGAGCUCUGGGAUCCGGGGCCCUUGCGGCGGAAAUGGAGAACAUAUUCGGCAAGGAUAGGCCAUUUGCGUUUGUGAUCGAUGAGGGUGGAGGAUUCAGCGGGAAUGCCAGAGACGGUAUUUUCGCAUCGCCUGGUGUCGCUGAGAAGGGCUAUCUCGAUGUCCAAAUCGAAGUCACCUCUCCUGGCGGCCAUUCCUCUCGUCCACCCUCGCACACCACUAUCGGGAUGCUCGCCUCGGCGAUCGUCAAGUACGAAGAUAAUCCGUCCUCGCUCAACCUGGAUCGCGAUUCCGUUCCCUACGAAAUGCUCCACUGCCGUGCUCAGUAUUCUCCCACCAUGUCUAGGAAACUGAAGCAGCUCAUCGAUCUCUCGCAAUAUUCUGACUACGCACUGGCUCAACUGGAAGAAAUUGUCUCCGAGGACGAGUCGUAUCGACAACUCAUUGGCACAACUCAAGCUGUGGACAUUAUUCAGGGUGGUGUGAAGAGCAAUUCGCUUCCCGGGCAAUCCGCCGCAUUAGUCAAUCACCGCAUCUCGACCUCAAGCUCUGUUGCUGAAACCAUGGCCCGCGACACAGCCCUCUUGCAAAGUGUCGCUAGAAAGUUCAACUUGAACUUCAAUGCUUUUGGCAGGCAGAUCUCUACAGCCACUAUGCCUGCCCAAGGUACUCUGACACUCAAAACUGCUUACAGCAAAGCGUUGGAACCGGCACCCCGAUCCCCUGUCAGGGGACGCGGUUCCGAAGCAUACCAGAUUCUUUCGGGCACUAUCAAGGCUGCUUUCAACGAUUAUCAUGGUCUCAACAACCCCAACGCAGUCGUCGUUUCUCCCGGCCUCAACACCGAGAACACCGGCAGCCAUUACUACCGCAACCUUUCGCGCAACAUCUUCCGCUACAAUCACAAGAAUUCUGUUGGCAACCAGCGUCCAUCGGGAGCUCACGCGGUUAAUGAAGUCAUCCGUGCGGAUAGUUUGCUGGAGAUGAUUCAAUUCUUUACUACGCUCAUCCUCAACGCAGACGAGUCAACUGAAAUCUAGUUUGUGUCUGUUUGUGUACCGUGUAUUAGUCAACUACUUGCGUAAAAAUAAUAUGGACGAUAUGUAAACGAGUAAAA
Mycena citricolor is the source of this 4285-nucleotide messenger RNA. NCBI's taxonomy places the organism in Eukaryota, Fungi, Basidiomycota, Agaricomycetes, Agaricales, Mycenaceae. The record is from the annotation of a GenBank genome assembly.